AGAACAUCUUCCCAUACAUCGAUCACUCAGAAAAACGAACCUGAUUAGAUAUCAGAAACUACUACCACACACUGUUAGCAUCACUUUCUUAGAAAUCAUGAUUAUGAACCAAGAUUUCACGACGUCAUUUGCUGUUGUGCCAGGCCUCGGUGGUGGCCGUGGUGGGGGAUCUCCUCAGCACUUAGGCCGCCUCAUCGCAGAGUAUUUCCAACAAAAUCGCUCUGAGCAAUGGAUGCGAAAUGCAGCCAGCGAAACCAAUCGUUCCGAGUUCAUGGGAGAUGUGCGGCAAGCCCGUAAAAUCGCAAUUCAAGCGCGAAAAACGAUACGGGAGGACUUGGAGACUGCGUUUGAGCCGAUUAAACGUGCUGUGGAGACGCUGUAUAGACAUGAGAUGGCGGAUAGUGAUCAGGUUGUGCCGUUGAAGAGGAAGAAUGCUAGAAGAGGAAAUGAUGUGAGUGUUGGGGGAGGAGGUGUUGCGCCCUCUGGUGACGGUGAUGGAGAUCAACAACUGAAAGAAAGUGCAAGAAAUGUUGGAGAUGAAAAGAAAAACUCCUCAUCUUCUACUUCGAACAAGCAAGACAAGAAUCUAAUCCCGGUCCUAAAAUCCCUUCCCGGUCGUCGUGCAGUCGAGCGGAUCAGCUAUAAUGCUGGCAAGCUAACUCGUGUGAUUCAAACACAGCUAUUGGACAAGAUAGAUCAGCUAGGUCGUAUUUUGCGGCGCAUGCCUCUUUCUAGUUCCGGGUCUGAGUCAGCCGCUGGUGCGCCAUCUGCAUCAGGUGGCACGUCGAGUAUCUUGGCCGGUCGUAGUUUGAAGCUGCUGGAUCCGGCCAUGUUGCCGUUUUUUGACCAAGUAGCAGCAAAACCGACUGCUGAUGGAGGCAAUGUGGGAAUUGACGGGGCGUCCGCUUCGAGCGGGGAGAAGUUUAUGGUGCUUCUUCAUCCUUCAUCCUGCUCUGACUCAGGUUUUGUCUAUGGUGUUGGUCAACAGAGAGUCAGAGACAUCUUCUAAUAUGGACAAACUGUCUAAUUGCAGGAUUUUGAACAAGGGAGGUGACCAUGUUGAACAUGAACUCGUCCUUCUCCUCUGGCUUCUCUAACCACUCCAUUCUCGGGAUGCCUUGCCAGAGUCGCUGUCGACCUAUGCAGGGAACGGAUUUUGCCUGGUGCGUCGUUCGGCCUCCAUCCGGAACUCAAAAAAGACUUCUCGAGACAGAUCCUACACUGGCAGAUCACAAUCUGUACAAAGAUCUUAGGAAUACUCCAGGUGGUGACGGUAUUAUAGAAGGUGGAGGAGGAGCUCUUGACGAUGCUCAGGUUGGCGAGGGUGAUGAGCCUCCUAGCACAGCAGCGAUAUUGAUCAAGAGUCCAGGUCGAUAUUGGGAUUACUGUGUGCAGCGCAUGUCUGACUUGCGCGAGCCCUCUGUGGAUCCUGGUGCCGGUGUGCCAGUACAUUUAGCGGAGAGCGACGCAUCAGUAGAUGGACAAUUCCGUAGUCCUUGUCGCUGUGUAGCUGAAGCUGAGAAGUUGCGGACAAGGUAUAGACAGCAGCUACCUAAGUUUGCACGUAAUUUAAUGGCAGAGCAGGAGGAUGCCUCUGCCUUGCCACAGACAACGCGUGAAAGGCGAGAAGCGGAAAAGAAAAGAGCGGAACAAGGUGGAAGUGGGGAGGGUGAUCGUGAAACCUUUCUUGACCUGCGGAAAGUUCCGAUUCGUGACCGAUUUGCCUUACAGAUAGUCGAGUCACGAAAGCAGCGCAGGCUUAGCGGCGCGCGCGUGCCAGGUGGAGUCUUACAGCCAAAGGAUGAGAUAGACGGACUACGAGUACUUUCUGAAGGUGGAAGAGGGUUAUGGCGCUAUGUUGAAAUCAUACAAUUAUAAAGCAAUUUGAGGCAUUUGUUCAGCUUCUUCAUGUCAAUCACGAUCCACAGUUGCAGUUAGUUAUCAUUUCUAUCUUGCACUACAACCCAAAGCCCCUUGUUCUAAGAACAGAAAAGAUCAGCAACCUGUGCCCGCGUGUGCCUGUCGUUUCGUCGCCAGGUAUUGGAGAUGAGAAAGUUAAGGCAAAAUAUGAUGACAGUAUGCUGGUUACAAUAUGCAGUGGAAAAAUAGAGCACUUCAUCUAGCUUUUUCUGGAAGGUCUUUUGCGUGAUAUCUUUUUUCAAGUCUUCAACAUCGUUUUAUUUGUUUUUGAGCACACAGUGCACAGUGGUCUUAGGCUACGACUAGCAAUUCCAUCAGCUUCUCUCUCUGCUUUCAUUCCACUACCUACUCUAAGACACGUGGAGAUUCCGGUAGUUCCGACCCAGUUCGACCCUCGUGGCCGAUUUGCGUGGUUGAUGAGAGCUGCAAGGGCCUUCGAGGAUCCUGGUUUGAGGGACACUCGUGGGAUUUUUGCCUUUCUUCAGAAGUGGGAAAGCCAACAAUUUCUGCGUUAUGAUGCUGUGAGGGUUUUUGUCAUGUUAUCCUGAAAGAGAGAAAAGUAAGACGAUAAAUAUUCACACUGGCUAGUGGACCGUCCUUUGUUUGGCAAUAAUCUUUGGCUUUCUAUUUCAUCUUCUUAGAUCGAUACGUCGUGAAAAGUGAUAGUGAAUUAAGGUCGUACGAGCCAAGGAGGUCUGGGAGGAUGGGGAAAAGUACACAUGCAUAACUUGCCACAACUGCGUGAGCAGGGAUCGGAGCAUGCCGAUGGCAGCGUCGGUUUUUGUGUGGUGCGUAAAAAUUUUUGUUCAAUUUUGUUCGAAGAACCUACCAACCAUAAAGCAACAUGAAACGUC
This is a messenger RNA of Amoebophrya sp. A25, 2774 nucleotides long. The record is from the annotation of a GenBank genome assembly. Lineage: Eukaryota; Dinophyceae; Syndiniales; Amoebophryaceae.